CACCGCGGUUGAGUCGACGUCCCAUUAUAAUACAUUCGUCUUCUUGCCUAUUUCACCUCUAAUAUAUUCUAAUCCCACUCACGAGCAAACGAACUGCUACUCUCCGCGAAAGCCGAGUAUCGCCCACACAUCCACGCUCCCGUUAAGAAUUGACGUCAGGAUCAGCCGGAUACCCUAUCUCCAUUCCCAGAUGGUCUGAAGAAGUUGAGAAGUUACUCGCCAACAGUCAACACAGUUGACUGCUACGAUAUAAAGCCCGGUUUACGCUGUCGCGAAGAUAGCCGCCAUGUCGUCAAUGUCCCCCUCCCCCACCAUCCUCCUCCCCCACCUCCCACCAAAGACCCUCGUCGGCAUCGACCUCAUAACCUUCGCCUCAACUCCCAACUUCCACGGCAUCCGCGACCUACCAACUGGAUGGCACUUCCUAUACACAGGCACAACAGAGAGCCUAUCAUUAAGAUGCGGCUGGUGGUUCCACGUCGGUGACAGCGAGGACCUCGACGGCACAGUCAUCUCGCCAAACGUGGGGCCCGAAGUGCUGAUCUGGAAAUGGGACACGAACACCGAAUCACUGGCGCCGAUGACCGCCGCAACCGACGCAGACAGACAGGAGGCGAUGCGGUACAGGGCGAAUCUGGGCGCCGUCUGGCAGGCGGGUGGCUUGUUUCGGUACCGCAGCCGUGUUCCGCUAUCUUCGGUUUUAGCGCGGGAUCAUGGCCCCGGGCGGCGGGCGCCGGAGGCGCAAAGAUCGCAUGCGAGAGAUGAAGCGAAUGAGGAAGAGGGGAGGGAUGAUUGGUUUGGUUUGACGGAUAGGUUGUCGCCGGCUGUGUUGACGCGGAUUGUUGGGGAUGCUCAGUUGGAUGUUAAUGGUCAGCCGCGCUGGAUGCUGACUUCGGCUAGUACGGCGCGGCAGGACAGUGAUGAUCUCUCGGGGCUUGUGGAUUCGGCGCAGGCGUCUGACGGCCUGGCGGAGACGAUCGAGAGGGAAGAAAGUGUGCUUUCGCUUCUUCCGGUUGACUUGAAAAAGACGUGGAGGGAGGGAGCGGUGGGGCGAGAGAGGACUGAAGGCGCUCAGGACCGGUCCUGGGCUCUGGGGGAUCUUAUCGAUCGGCUGUCUGAGAACGACGGUGGGGGUGCCAGGUCCGGAGAAGCGCAGGUGCUAGGCGAAUUGCAGUUCACUUUCCUGAUGGUCCUGACACUGAUGAACUACUCGUGUCUCCAGCAGUGGAAGAGACUGCUUGAAUUGAUCCUGACAUGUCAGAGUGCGAUCAAAGAUCGAGAGGUCUUUGUGCGGGAUGUUCUCCGCCUACUUUUGCUUCAGCUUAAGCGGUCUGACGAUGUCGACGGUGGACUUUUCGACCUUGACGGGGAAGAAGGGGGCAAGUUUCUUCGAAAGCUACUUAUGAAGUUCCGGAUAUCCUUGUACGAGAUUCUAGACGGUGUCAGCCCUGCUGUCAAAGCUGAAUUUGAGAGGCUCGAGGCAUGGGUCAAGAAUGAGUACGACUGGGAGCUGAAUCGAGUGGCGUUUGUCCGGAAGGGAAUCGUCCAGCUGGAAGAUGGGGAGGAGGUGGAAUUGGAAAUGAACGAAGAUGAUGAAGACGACGAGACGGGAGAGUAUGCUCCUCUCGUGGUGGAUUUAGAAGAGACCACAGACAUACAGAGCUAACUUAAGUGGCUCAAGUAUAUACUCUCCAGCUACCUAGGUAGAUAACAAAUAACAAAA
Molecule: messenger RNA, 1723 nt
Organism: Aspergillus campestris IBT 28561
Lineage: Eukaryota; Fungi; Ascomycota; Eurotiomycetes; Eurotiales; Aspergillaceae
Product: AAR2 splicing factor family protein
Exons: 1
Coding region: 296-1666 (456 amino acids)
Biological process (GO): spliceosomal tri-snRNP complex assembly
Source: RefSeq, a predicted model, not a curated record